AUGACAGGGCUAGCUCUCAACCCAUUAGAUUACAUCCCCUCAUCCUCUUCAUCCUCCUACACAACAAGAAAAUGCGCAUGGGUAGUAUUCCUCCUCACUACCCCAUCUUACCUACCAGGUAUCCUCGUCUUAGCUUAUACUCUUAGGAAGUACAACUCCAAUUACCCUCUGAUCGUCGCUAUAAACCCCUCCAUCGCAGCCGAAACGAUCAAGGUUUUGCAAGAAUAUGAAUUGGAAGUCAGGAUGGUACAGCCUUUAGUGCCCCGGGGUCAGAUCACGUUGAUUGCAGAGAGGUUCGUGGACACUUGGACGAAAGCUGCUGUAUUUGGAUUUGACGAUUACGAUAGAGUGUGUUUGAUCGAUGGAGAUAUGAUGCUCAAACGAAAUAUGGAUGAGAUAUUUGAUAUACCCCUCAAGGAAGAUCAGAUAGCAGCUACGUUUGCUUGUAUUUGUAAUUUGGAUAGAUCAUCUUGGGCACCUGCUGAAUGGACAAGAGACAACUGCGGUUUUACCCCCUCUCACGGAUCCGAUUCAAUAACUCACCCAGGUCCAGCUCAACCUACAGGGACUCAUUCUCUGCUUAAUUCGGGUCUUGUCGUCCUCACCCCCUCACAGAACGUCUUACAGAGGAUAUACGCAUUAGUCGAAUCGGGUGAUAAAAAUGAUCAAGAGAGAAUUAGAGAAUGGUCUUUUCCGGAUCAGGAUCUAUUCGAUGAUUUAUUUAGAGGUGAAUGGAUUAGUAUCCCUUGGAUAUACAAUGCUAUCAAAACGAUGAGAUACUGGCAUGGUAAUUUCUACACAGAUCAUGAUGUUAGGAAUUUACAUUAUAUCUGCAAGAAACCAUGGAAAUACCGUCCGAAAUACAAUACACCGGAGGAAUAUGAGAGGACGGGAAAUGUAUAUAAAGUAGAAGCUGGAGAAUAUGCCCAGGUGAAAGAUAAUGAUGUAGGGUUGAAUGAGAGGGAGGCGGAUGCGGUCACUCAUGGGUGGUGGUGGGAGGAAUAUGAGUGUAUGUUAGGGCAGAUGAGGAAAAAUGGUUAUGGAUGGUGUGAGUUCGUAGAUAAUCUGACGGAUCGGGGUCAAAGUUGA
Molecule: messenger RNA, 1089 nt
Organism: Kwoniella botswanensis
Lineage: Eukaryota; Fungi; Basidiomycota; Tremellomycetes; Tremellales; Cryptococcaceae
Exons: 3
Coding region: 1-1089 (362 amino acids)
Molecular function (GO): glycosyltransferase activity
Source: RefSeq, a predicted model, not a curated record